Molecule: messenger RNA, 714 nt
Organism: Aspergillus calidoustus
Lineage: Eukaryota; Fungi; Ascomycota; Eurotiomycetes; Eurotiales; Aspergillaceae
Source: the annotation of a GenBank genome assembly
AUGGAGGAUUAUUCACAAUGGUGCUUGCAGAGCCCCAGCGCGUUCUCAAUCACCUCGGUCUCCUCGUGUCUCGAUAAAGAUACCACCUUUCAGUUGGAGCUGAUGAAUGGGAUGGAGCAUUUUGGAUUCUACCAGGAGAUAAACAUGAGCGCGACAUCAUUCCCAACCACGCCCAUAUCGUCACCAGUGUCGCCUCCUGAACCCGAUUCGCUUUCUCAGUCAGGCAGUCAAAGCUCCGUGCUCCAAAUCACCCAGCCAGGGGCUCAAUGCCAACGGCAUCAUCGCCGCGCUCAGAACCGGGAAGCCCAGCGCCGGUUUCGCAAACGCAAAGAAGACCUCCAGAAAAACCUCGAGCAGAAGAUCAAUGCCCUGGAAUCCAAAUGCCAAGAGCUGUCAACCGAGUUCCAGCAAGAGUCCGACAAAGUGGCUCAGCUCCAAACGGACAAGGAGGCACUGCUGUCUGAGAACCAGCAUCUGCGCAGGCUACGGGAAACCAUCGUCCACCUUGUGCAACAGCUGAAAGUUCUCCAAUCUCUAUCGAGUCUAGCCACGCUUUUGACCGCGAGCAUUAAUCCGCCAUCCCCGAGCGCAUCUCCGGGCGUGCAGAGAACCAGUGCCAGUGCCAGUGCCAGUUCCGCCGAUGAGACUUCGAUUACGGGGUGUCUGGAUGCGUUGUUAUUAAUCCUAAAUGACAAGCCUCUCAGCCCCAAGUGA